UGAACAUACACAAUCAAAGUCACGAAUUCUUGAAGAAUAUAAGAAAUUGUUAAAUCGUCGAAUUCCUCAAAGAAUCACAAAAAAUCAUCCAAAAGGCGUCUAUACACUUGAAAUGGAAGGUGCGUUUUGUUACUUACCUUACCCACAUUUUAAAGAUUCGAUUCUAAGCAUGAUGGAUACCAUCCUUGAGAGAUAUUUCUUGCCAAGUAGAGGAUUACUUUUGUGCGGACAAUUACGUUUUCCUAUUAAAGUAUAUCCUGUACUCCCUGAUGUAGACUACGUUCAUGAAAUGACAAAGACAUUGUCCAUUGUUGCAUUUAAAUCAAAGGAAAAAUUUCUUAUAGAACCAUCUAUUCUUCGACUAUGGAUAUUUAUCGAUGAAGAAUAUGACGACAAAAAAGAGGAGGAUAAACCUUUACAAAAUCAUUCUGAAUUUUUUCCUGUAUUAGGGGAAUGUCUCAGAAAAGAAAAUCGUGUCGCGAUAGUUUGGAUGAAAGGUGAUAAUUACGCUACAAUCGAACCUCCUCCGAUUACAGAUGAUCAAGAUCCCAAUGAGCAAGGUUCAUUUAUGUACUUCACCAUAUAUAAAUCUGAAAAAGGAAAUAAUUUGUUAUCAAAAUCGUCAUCGUCAUCUUCAAUAACGCAACCACCGAAAAGCUAUGUUUCCGGAUAUAUAGAUUUACCAACGCCCGAGCAUGUUGAGAGUUUGUUAAAUAAGAUGUCGCGCUAUCUCAUAAAUUUACCUGAUGACGCUCUGAAAUUAAAGAACGUGGUUCAACAAAUGCAACAGAUUAUAGAGAUCUUUAGUUACAGACCACUCAAAGAGCAAGUUAUCGAUAGGUUACAUGAUGUCAG
This is a messenger RNA of Funneliformis mosseae, 855 nucleotides long. The record is from the annotation of a GenBank genome assembly. NCBI's taxonomy places the organism in Eukaryota, Fungi, Glomeromycota, Glomeromycetes, Glomerales, Glomeraceae.